ACUAACUCACAACUGAAAAAAAAUCUCUUGCCCUUUCCUCUUCUUUUCCCUUCCAAUCCAAUCUGUCUCCACAAAUGGCCGAAACUUCAAGCUAUUCCAAAGAGCCAACAAUUUCAUCUGUGGAGAUGGAGGAAGUCGAGAAAGUUUUCCGAAAAUUCGACGCCAAUGGCGACGGAAAAAUCUCGUUAUCGGAACUCGGCGCGAUUCUCAAUGCGCUAGGCAGUAAGACCUCGCCAGAUGAAGUAAAGCGAAUAAUGCUUGAAGUUGAUACUGAUGGUGACGGUUUCAUUGACUUGAAAGAGUUUGCAGCAUUUCACUGUCCUGGAAGUGAAACGGACAGUGAAAAAGAGCUACGAGAGGCGUUCGGUUUGUAUGAUAAGGACAAAAACGGAAAGAUCACGGCGGCGGAGUUGCAUUCUGUUAUGAAGAGUUUAGGAGAGAAGUGUUCGAUUAAGGAUUGUCGUCGUAUGAUUAGCAAAGUUGAUGUUGAUGGCGAUGGAUGUGUUAACUUCGAGGAGUUUAAGAAGAUGAUGAGUAGGACUUGACGACUUUUCAGAUUAUAACGGUAGGUUUUAAUUGGAACUGAUUUCUCUGAACUUUGUAGAUAUUCUGCCUGCUUUUAUUUUCUCUUGUUUGACAGAUUUAUGCCGUGAGUUUUUGCUGUCAAUCCAACUCUAACUGUAGUUAGUUCUGAAGAUAUUCCGAAUCAGCAAAAGCUUUUUCUAUUA
Lycium ferocissimum is the source of this 728-nucleotide messenger RNA. RefSeq names its product probable calcium-binding protein CML18. Lineage: Eukaryota; Viridiplantae; Streptophyta; Magnoliopsida; Solanales; Solanaceae. The coding region runs from base 75 to 545 and encodes 156 amino acids. Gene Ontology annotation, molecular function: calcium ion binding. The transcript has a single exon. The record is from RefSeq and is a predicted model, not a curated record.